UCAAUAAAACUUUGUGCACUGACAGACACAACUUCCAGCACCCACCAGCUGGGCCAAAAUGGGAUUUACUAAAGCCAAUUUGCUCCUUCUUCUCUUGCUCAGCUCAGUGAAAGGAGACAUACUGGAUGACUAUUUAAGAACAGAUGGUGUUUGGAUACUUACUAGAAAUAAAGAGUUUUACAGUACAAAUAAUGAAAAAGAAUGUGCAGAGAAAUGUGAUGCUGAAAUAAAUUUUAAUUGCAGGGCCUUCCUAUUCACCAAGAAAAAGCUACAGUGUUUGACACUGGCUGAAAAUACCAAAACAACAGUUGUAUUCCACAGUGAAGAUGCAGUUCUCUAUGAAAAGAAAAUUUACCUUCUACAAUGUAAAAGAGGGAUUGGGGAGGACUACAGAGGAACAGAAGCCAAAACUUGGAGAGGUGUUCCAUGCCAGAAAUGGGCAGAAAAAUCACCCCACAAUCCAAACUUUACACCUGAAAAACACCCCAGAGCAGAGUUGGAGGAAAACUACUGUAGAAAUCCUGAUGGGGAUAUAAGAGGACCCUGGUGUUAUACAACAGAUCCUGCUACCAGAUUUGAUUACUGUAACAUUCCAGAGUGUGAGAGGCAGGUCAUGCAGACUGGAGAAGAUCCUACAGUCGAGUGCAUGGAGUGUAAUGGUGAAGAUUAUCAUGGAAAUGUUUCCAGAACAGAGUCUGGACUUGAGUGUCAGCGCUGGGAUGCCCAAGAACCUCAUAUGCAUGGAUAUACCCUGAAACACUUUCCAGGGAAGGACUUGAAAAUGAAUUACUGCCGUAAUCCAGAUGGUGAACUUCGGCCCUGGUGUUUCACCAUGAGCCCCACUAAGCGCUGGGAAUAUUGCAACAUUCCUCGUUGCACUGUGCAUCCACCAACCUCUGGCCUGGGCUCCCAGUGUAUUUCAGGGAAUGGAGAUGACUACCGAGGCAGAAUAGCCAUCACUGCAUCAGGAAACACCUGCCAGCAUUGGAACACACAGUUUCCUCACAAACAUGGCUGGAUUCCUGAUAGAUACCCCUGCAAGGGUUUAGAGGAAAACUACUGUAGAAACCCUAAUGGAGAGAAGAGGCCUUGGUGCUACACCAUCAACAGCAGUGUCCGGUGGGAAUACUGUGCAGUUCCCCAUUGUGAUGGGAUAGAACAAAGUGCUGAUGUGUCUACACAGGUAGUCUUGCCAGAGGAGUGCUAUCAAGGCAAAGGCCUGAAUUAUCGUGGCACAACUUCCAUCACUGUAUCAGGACGGAAAUGCCAAGCCUGGAGCUCCAAGUCUCCACAUGACCAUGGAAAGACCCCAGAAAAAUUCCCAAAUGCGGAUUUGAGGGAGAACUACUGUAGAAAUCCAGAUGGUGAUAGCCGCCCAUGGUGUUUCACCACAGACCCCAGCGUUCCAUGGGAGUACUGCAGUCUCAAGAGAUGUGAUGAUCAAACUGAGGAAGCCACGCCAAACGACCGCCCUGCAACAAUGGCACAAACUGUUGGCCUGAAUAUCCCCCCCAUGACAUCUGACUGCAUUAAUGGCAAUGGUAAAGACUACCGUGGCACAGUAGCAAAAACUGGAAAUGGCAGAACUUGUCAAGAGUGGAGUUCUCAGAGCCCUCAUAGCCACAAAUACUUCACUCCUCUGACUCAUCCAAGGGCAGGCCUGGAUAAAAAUUACUGCAGGAAUCCUGAUGGAGAUGUAAAUGGUCUUUGGUGCUUCACAACAGAUCCAGAAAAAAUAUGGGAGUACUGUGAAAUCCCGCGCUGCUCUUCUUCUGAGCAUGACUGUGGAAAAUUCUCAAUGAGAAGUGAGCGGACCUGUGAGCAGUACAGCAUGUGUGACGCAUCUCCAGGGUCUUGGCCUUGGCAUGUCAGUCUCAGGACAAGUACCAAUAUGCAUCAUUGUGCUGGCACUCUGAUACAUCCACAGUGGGUCCUUACUGCAGCUCAAUGCUUGCAAGAGUCAGUAGAGCCCUCUUCCUACAGGAUCUUUCUUGGAAUACAGAACCUAAAUGCAGAAGAGCCAUCCCUGCAAAUCCGAAGCGUUCACAAAUCACUGAAGGAACCCAGUGGAGCAGACACUGCUCUGCUAAAGCUGAACAGUCCUAUAACAAUUACUGACCGUGUAAAACCAGUUUGUUUGCCUGAAACAAGUCUGACGAUGGAAAGAAACUCUGUAUGCUUUCUAACUGCCUUUGCAAAAACAAAAGGUACUGAUACAGGCAAAAGAUUAAAAGACAUUGAAUUCCCCAUACUUGAGAACAGAAUGUGCUAUCGUCCUGGAUUUUUCAAUGGAAACAUAGAUAACCUCGAAUUUUGUGGUGGAUUCACUUUUGUAAGAGUACAUCACUGCGAGGCUGAAGUUGGAGGACCUCUAGUCUGCCAAAGAAAAGAUAGAUUUGUCCAAUAUGGAGUCACUUCUUGGGGACUGGACUGUACCCAGCCAUCAAAGCCCACUGUUUUUGUCCAAAUUCCUAGCUUUCUGUCUUGGAUCAAGAAUGUAAUGGUUACCCACUUGCAGAAGUCUGAACUUCAUGACCCAGGACGGUCCAUUCAAGCCUGUUUUCCUCAUCCAGCAUUCAACUCCUCCCUGCCUCAGGGGGAUCAGCAUGGGAGAAUCAUUAACUUAAUCUACCUGCACUGUUUGUUUGAUGCCUCUUCAACCCAGUGCAAGUCGAUAAAAACUUUGUGCACUGACAGACAACUUCCAGCGCCCGCCAGGUGGGCCAAAAUGGGAAUUAGCAAAGCCACUUUGCUCCUUCUUUUCUUGCUCAGCUCAGUGCAAGGAAGCAUACUAGACAGCUAUGUGAGGACAGAGGGAGCUUGGCUGCUUAACUCAAAGAAGCAAACUUAUAAGACAAGUAGUAAAGAAGAAUGUGCAGAGCAAUGUGAAACUGAAACUAAAUUUUCUUGCAGGGCCUUCUUAUUCACCAGUAAAGACCAACAGUGUAUAACAUUGGCUGAGAACACCAAAACAGCAGUGCUAUUCAGAAGAACAAAUGCAGUUCUUUAUGAAAAAAGAAUUUAUCUUCUAGAAUGCAAGGAAGGUAGAGGGAGCGAUUACAGAGGAACAGAAGCCAAAACUCAGAAGGGUGUGGAAUGCCAGAAGUGGGCUGAUACUGCACCCCAUAAACCUAAUUACACACCUGGAAAAUACCCUGACGCAGGGCUGGAGGAAAAUUACUGCAGAAAUCCUGAUAAUGAUGAAAAAGGACCCUGGUGUUACACAACAGAUCCUAAUACUAGAUUUGAUUACUGUAACAUCCCAGAAUGUGAAGUGGAGUGCAUGCACUGCAGUGGAGAAAACUAUCAUGGAGUAGUUGCAACAACAGCAUCUGGGCUUGAGUGCCAACGCUGGGACUCCCAGCAACCUCACUCUCAUGGAUACCUCCCUGAAAAUUUUCCAGAGAAAGAUCUGAAGAUGAAUUAUUGUCGUAACCCUGAUGGUGAACCUCGGCCCUGGUGUUUCACUACCAACCCGAACAAACGCUGGGAAUUUUGUGACAUUCCUCGUUGCACAACACCCCCACCUGUAUCUGCACCAGGGCGUCAGUGCUUGUCAGGAAGAGGAGAAGACUAUCGAGGCAAGAUAUCUGUUACUGAAUCAGGGAAUACCUGCCAGCACUGGAGUGCUCAGUUUCCUCACAGACAUGCUCGUACUCCUGAAAACUAUCCCUGCAAGAAUUUAGAGGAAAACUAUUGUAGAAACCCUGAUGGUGAGAAGAUGCCAUGGUGUUACACCACGAAUGCAACUGCUCGAUGGGAAUAUUGCACCAUCCCUUCCUGUGAUGGGAAAGAGCCAGACAGCCCUGCUGUUGAUCAGCCUGAACAAGCUCAAGCAACUGAGGAGUGCUACCAAGGCAAUGGUGUGAGUUAUCGUGGUACAGCUUCUUUCACUAUCACAGGGAAGAAAUGUCAAGCUUGGAACUCAAUGUCACCACAUCGUCACAAUAAAACUUCAGAACACUUCCCAAAUGCGGACCUGAGGCAGAAUUAUUGCAGAAACCCAGAUGCUGAUAGCCGCCCAUGGUGCUACACCACUGACCCAAGUGUGAGAUGGGAGUAUUGCAACCUGAAGAGAUGUAAUGACAAUGUACAGAUGACCCUACCAAAACCUCCUCAGACAACUCUGGAACCAAAUCCUGAUUGCAUUCAUUCAAAUGGUAUAGAUUAUCGUGGCACAGUAGCAAGAACUGGAAGGGGCCGGACUUGUCAAGAGUGGAGUUCUCAGACACCACAUAAACAUGACUACUUCACUCCAAGGACUCAUCCAAAAUCAGGCCUGGAAAAAAAUUAUUGCAGGAACCCUGAUGGAGAUGUGAAUGGACCUUGGUGCUACACAACUGACCCAAGAAAAGCCUGGGAGUACUGUGACAUUCCCAAGUGCCCUCCCACUCAGUAUGAAUGCGGAAAAGCCAAGACCAGACCAAAGCUAUGUGCUCAAAGGAUUGUUGCUGGGUGUAUUUCACAUCCACACUCCUGGCCCUGGCAAAUCAGUCUCCGGACAAGUUAUGGCUUGCAUUUCUGUGGGGGAACACUGAUAGACCCACAGUGGGUUCUUACUGCUGCUCACUGCUUAGAAAAGUCAUCACGGCCAUCCUCGUAUAAAGUAUACCUUGGAUUACACGAAGAAAGAGCAUUAGAAACAUCAGUGCAGAAAAGAGAUGUUGAGAAACUGUUCAAGGAGCCUCACAGGGCGGACAUUGCUCUACUAAAACUGAGGAGCCCAGCAAUCAUCACCGAUCAGGUAAUCCCUGUUUGCUUGCCGAAAGAAAAUGCUGUGUUAGGAGGAAGAGAGGAGUGCUAUGUUACAGGUUGGGGAGAUACAAAAGGAACUCCUGGUGAAGGCUACUUAAAGGAAACUGGCUUCCCUGUAAUUGAGAAUAAAAUAUGCAACCGCCCUGAAUUUUUGAAUGGGAGAGUCAAAAAACAUGAGCUCUGUGCUGGAAAUAUUCAUGGAGGCACAGAUACCUGCCAGGGAGACAGUGGAGGACCUCUAGUUUGUCUGGACCAAGAUAGAUUUGUCCAACAUGGAGUCACCUCUUGGGGCCUUGGCUGUGCUCAACCCAUGAAACCCGGAGUUUAUGUUCGAGUUUCUAAUUAUAUUCCUUGGAUUAAGAGCGUAAUGGAAAACAACUGAUCCUGGGUAUGGACUGCCCUCUCCUGGAAAGCAGUAUGCACAUUAGAAAUACCAGAUUACAAGUGCAAUAUUAAAGCUACAAUCAUUCCUAAAAAGCAAAAUAAAUAUGAUCAUCCAUUUAAAA
Messenger RNA from Lagopus leucura (white-tailed ptarmigan), 5261 nucleotides. RefSeq names its product plasminogen (gene PLG). The record is from RefSeq and is a predicted model, not a curated record. The coding region runs from base 59 to 5137 and encodes 1692 amino acids. Gene Ontology annotation, molecular function: signaling receptor binding; serine-type endopeptidase activity. Gene Ontology annotation, cellular component: extrinsic component of plasma membrane. NCBI's taxonomy places the organism in Eukaryota, Metazoa, Chordata, Aves, Galliformes, Phasianidae. The transcript is spliced from 39 exons. Gene Ontology annotation, biological process: proteolysis.